CCCCUCUUCUCCCCCACACCCACAGUGAGAAAUCCAAGGCCACUUCACGCAACUACUCAAGCGCAGCCAUGGCGGAUCUCCAAGGACGAAAGGUAUUCAAGGUCUUCAACCAGGACUUUGUGGUUGACGAGCGCUACACCGUCACCAAGGAGCUGGGCCAGGGAGCCUACGGCAUUGUCUGCGCUGCCGUCAACAACCAGACGAACGAGGGCGUCGCCAUCAAGAAGGUCACCAAUGUCUUCAGCAAGAAGAUUCUCGCCAAGCGCGCCCUGCGCGAGAUCAAGCUGCUGCAGCACUUCCGCGGCCAUCGCAACAUCACAUGUCUCUAUGAUAUGGACAUCCCGAGACCUGAUAACUUCAACGAGACGUACCUAUACGAGGAGUUGAUGGAAUGCGACUUGGCAGCUAUCAUCCGUUCCGGCCAGCCUUUGACCGACGCUCACUUCCAGUCCUUCAUCUACCAGAUCCUGUGCGGUCUCAAGUAUAUCCAUUCCGCCAACGUCCUCCACCGAGAUUUGAAGCCCGGAAACUUGCUUGUCAACGCCGACUGCGAGCUGAAGAUUUGCGAUUUUGGUCUUGCCCGUGGCUUCUCUGUCGACCCCGAGGAGAAUGCGGGAUACAUGACGGAGUACGUUGCCACAAGAUGGUACCGUGCGCCCGAGAUUAUGCUGAGCUUCCAGAGCUACACCAAAGCCAUUGACGUUUGGUCUGUCGGCUGCAUUCUUGCCGAGCUUCUGGGUGGCCGGCCAUUCUUCAAGGGCCGAGACUAUGUCGACCAGCUUAACCAGAUCUUGCAUAUUCUCGGAACUCCGAACGAAGAAACCCUCCGCCGCAUAGGAUCUCCCCGUGCCCAAGAAUACGUCCGCAACCUGCCAUUCAUGCCCAAGAAGCCUUUCCCAGCUCUCUUCCCCGACGCCAACCCCGACGCCCUCGACCUCCUCGACAAGAUGCUUGCCUUUGACCCUUCACAGCGUAUCAGCGUCGAGCAGGCGCUUGAGCACCCAUACCUCCACAUCUGGCAUGAUGCUUCUGACGAGCCGGACUGCCCCACGACGUUCAACUUCGACUUUGAAGUCGUCGAGGAUGUCGGUGAGAUGCGAAAGAUGAUUCUGGACGAGGUGCUGCGCUUCCGACAGCUUGUGCGCACUGCUCCUGCAUCCGGCAACCAAGGCGCGGCUCAGCAGAUGCAAGUCCCCAUGCCGUCAGCUGGUGGCCAAUGGACAGCAGAGGAUCCGCGACCACAGGAAUACAUGGGACACCCCAACGGACUUGAGCAGGAUCUCCAGGCGGGCAUGGACAUUAGGAGGUAAAUCCGCGUGUAGAGCGCAAAAGAGCAGGGUUGGAAUGACUUUCUGUUUGCGUCCCUUGUGCAAUUUAUGGUGGAAGCAAACACGGAUGAAAAAGUCUAUACUGAAUGCCACACAUUCCCUCAUCAUGAUAUGGAAGAGCAAAGAGAAGGAGGAAUUAAGCAAAACAAAAGGAGUUUAUUACAUUAGGAAGAGUAUUUCUUGACGCUGGAUAUGGGUAUUAGUGAAGCGAGAAUGCGCGUUGGAACGAGGCAAAAUUACUACAAUCGACGAAUGCUGUAUACAAUACACUCUACAUGGCGCAUACCAGUAUAAUUUUCUGAAUG
Trichoderma virens Gv29-8 is the source of this 1633-nucleotide messenger RNA. It is a transcript of the gene tmk2, whose product is annotated as mitogen activated protein kinase tmk2. The record is from RefSeq and is a predicted model, not a curated record. Gene Ontology annotation, biological process: intracellular signal transduction; protein phosphorylation. Lineage: Eukaryota; Fungi; Ascomycota; Sordariomycetes; Hypocreales; Hypocreaceae. Gene Ontology annotation, molecular function: ATP binding; MAP kinase activity. The coding region runs from base 69 to 1310 and encodes 413 amino acids. The transcript has 5 exons. Gene Ontology annotation, cellular component: cytoplasm; nucleus.